CCACUUGAUAACGAAGUGUUGAUUAUUUUGCUUAUCAAUAUGGUGGUCUUAGUUACUCCAAGUUUUUAUAUUUAUUGUAUUUUUAAAGCUGGUAUUUAACUUGUUUUAGUAAACGGUGAUGUACAUUUCAUUCAGUGUAUUAUUGUAACGGACAUUGUAACGGAAUUGUUUAUAGCGAUCUUCAUUUAUAACAAAUGUAAUAUUCUGGCAGAAUCGAGUCAAUCGACAUACAAUAUAAUAUAUUUUGUUUCUUUAUGGAGGAUGAUGAUUUUGGAUCAGAAUUUGGCUCAGUCAUAUCACUGCAAAGCUUGGAUGACAGUUCACAGUAUCAAGAAAAAUCAAAGCACUUGAAGAAAUCAAAAGGCAAAGAUCGCCAACCUUAUUUUUCACAAUCAUCUGGAAGUCUAAGCACAAGAACUGGCCCAAGAAGAACCGGUCAUGAAGCUUGGUCCUCCGCCAUUAGAAAUGGCUUUACAGGACUCAGUUCUGAAAAUUCACCUGCAAACCGAAUGGGCUCACCACAAGUUCAACGUAAAGGAAAGAGUCGCUCUUCCACUUCCGUUGGUCCGUUCUCGCGAGAUGAACAUAUUUUGGCCAGUGGUAAACCUGCCUAUAAAUCCCCAGAAGAUUACUAUGAUGAUAUCAUGGAAUUAAGACAAGUGAUUAAGGGAUUGAAGACUGAUAAUGGAGUCCUCAAGACCAAACUACAACGAAUCACGCAGGAGAAUGUCCUGAAGGAUCGUCAAAUUAAAGAUUUACUUAAUCCAAACAAACAACCUGACGAGAUUAGACGAACCCUUACAGAUAAAAACUCUGAUUCAAGUGCGAUUGUCUCUAGUUUGAAGCAAAAGAUUCAUCUCAUGGAACGCAAUGUGAAAGACAAAGAGAGUGAAUUGCGAAAACUCAAAAGUGAUCUCAAAUCAACAAACAUUGAUGAACUCCGUAUUCAAAUGGAAACUUAUUAUGAAGAAACGCAGAGAUUACAAACAGUUUUAUCCAGUGUCUAUUCCCAAGUUCCUGGGACAAGAAACAUUUCUGAUUCAAGGUUAAGUAGUAGCAGAUCCUCAAGUGUCAUGAAUACUCCUCCUCGCCGUGGUGGAGUGGAGAGAACUGAUGAAUAUGACGAUCAGCUCAAGUAUGAGAACCAGAGAUUGAAAAGCGAAAAUCAAAGUUUAAAGAAGGACUUGCUUUGUGCCAUCGACAGCCAACGAAACAAAGACAACGCGACAAAAAAUAAGAACGUCGACAUUGCUGAUAUGAACCGACUGCAGAUGUUGAGGAAAAUCGGUGAACUUGAACAAGCAUUAGAAGAUGGCAAAGCAAAACAGAAAAGUGGACCAAAGGAGUCAAAAAGAUCUGGCGAAGAUCCUGAAACAGAGUUACGUAAACAGCGUGGUGUUAUUGAAAAUCUCAAGCAAGACAGAGCUCAUUACCGCGAAGAAGCUGAAAGUCUAAGAGCGAAAUUAGAAGCUGCCGAAGAUGAGAUCUCUGAACUGAAAGUCAAACUACGAAAAACAAAUGAUGAGAAUAGGGAAAGGUUGCAGGCAAAAGAUGAAUAUAGACGCGAAAGAAACAUGGAAGACAAGGCCAGUUCCACGAUAUCUCCUCCAAGACCAACGCCAAAACAACGAAAUAGAACUGGGUCCAUGAAGAAAAGGAUUAGUUUUCAUGAAGAUACCAUGAAAGAUGAAAAACAAAAAGGGAAAUUCACUCAUAAAGAAGACGGGGCAGCCAGAGUGUUGCAGAGAAAUUGGCGAUCGUACAAUAACAAGAAAAACUCCCCCCGUGAUGAUGAUGACAUCGUUCAGCUCCAGUCCGCUCUCCGUGCUCAUGCCAUCCGACGUCAGCGUGUUGAGUUACUAGGUAACGGUCACUAUGAAGUUGAAGAAGACUUGGAAUGGGACGAUGCUGUCACUAGGGUCCAGUCUGCAAUGCGUGCGCAUCAUGCCAGGCGGAAGUAUUAUUCAUACGCUGAGAAAUAUUCGAGUGGUCGUUCAAGAAGCGAGCAUUCUGAUGAAUCAGACAUCGCCGAUAAGCGAGGGAAAAAAAGAACAUUUAAACAACAGUCGUUCUUGAAGAAAUCGGACAAACGAAUCUCAGAACCAAGAUAUGCCAACGGUUCGGUGGUUAAUCAAGAGGAGAGUGAUAAUGAUAGCGACGAUGAUGUUGUGAUUGGGGGAUCGCGUCUUAACCUAAGAAACGAUGGAAAGAAAUCAUCCAUGUUUAGUGAUGAAGCGUCCGUUAGGGGGAAGAAAUCCUCAACAAGGAUGGAGAACAGUCUAUCAAGAGACGCUCGAAGGGAUUGGAAAAAAGAAAUCAAUUCUGAAGACAGCGACGAUGAUAGCGUUCAAAUGCCAACCAGAUUUGGGAAGUCGGUUUCAACCGUCAAAGAGAAGUCGCCUGACAAAAAUGGAUUUUCAUUCGGCAACAACGCCACGCGAAAGAAAGUGGAUGAACAGAAGAUGCGAAAUUUCUUUGGGAAAGAGAGCGAAGAGAAAGGUUUUCAAAACAAGAAUGGUGCAAAGACCGAAUCAUCUUUAGACAAUUUUUUCAUCUCAUCUCGAGCAUCAAAAGCGCCACAAAGUUUCGACAGCCAGGCUGGAAGCGAUCCUGAAAGCGAGGUGAAUUCUCGGGAGAAACGCAAGGAUGAAAUGGUGGAGGAAAAACCUAAGAAAUCUUUGUUUUCUUGGGGAAGUACAAAGCGAAACAAUAAAAAUGUGCCCGUUCCUCCACCUCGUAAAAAGACCACGUCUGAUGAAGUGAGUUCAAAAUCUGCAAACGUUUGGUCUUCGCGUCCUUCGGCAACGCUCGGCGACGACGAUGAUGACGAUGAUGAUGAUAAUGACGUCAUUGUGACUCCGAAGAUUUCACGAAAGAAUCCGACAAAGACCGCCUCGUUACUGGAUGAACUGUUUUGAUCAAUAGUCACUAUGAACUGUUUAGUAAUGUAGUAUCUAAAUAACCCAAUAUUUAUUUGAAUGUAUAAAGAUAUCGAUAUUUAUAAAGAAGACUAUAAAAUCAAAUGCAAUUUUACCGAAUGUCUAGA
This is a messenger RNA of Dendronephthya gigantea, 3046 nucleotides long. Its product is annotated as IQ domain-containing protein E-like. Gene Ontology annotation, molecular function: protein binding. The transcript has 24 exons. Lineage: Eukaryota; Metazoa; Cnidaria; Anthozoa; Malacalcyonacea; Nephtheidae. The record is from RefSeq and is a predicted model, not a curated record. Bases 255 to 2918 code for a protein of 887 amino acids.